GGGUCUCCGAUGGGCAGGGAGAGGUUCCAGGGUGUGGAGCCGGGCCCACGACAGUCCCCUCCCGGCCUGGCCAGAGCCCUUCUCUCCCGGGGGGGCUUGGCCUCCCCCUCCUCCCUUCGCCUCCAGCACCCAGGGCGGCUGCGGACGGCAGAGACGCUAGGGGCGGCUGCGACGACUGGAUCCACCGGCCAGCGCUGAGCUGCCCGGGCCCGGGCACUGUGCUCAGCUCAGAAGCAGCACACCAGGCAUCUGCAGGGCUCCAGCCCAGGCCGCUGUCACGAUGCCACACUUCCUGGACUGGUUCGUGCCCCUCUACCUGGUCAUCUCCGUCCUCAUCCUGGUGGGCUUCGGCGCCUGCAUCUACUACUUCGAGCCCGGCCUGCAGGAGGCGCACAAGUGGCGCAUGCAGCGCCCCCUGGUGGACCGAGACCUCCGCAAGACGCUCAUGGUCCGGGACAACCUGGCCUUUGGGGGUGCCGAGGCCUGAGCGGACCCCCUCCAUGCCCAGCCAGCCUGGCCGU
Sorex fumeus (smoky shrew) is the source of this 521-nucleotide messenger RNA. RefSeq names its product small integral membrane protein 45 (gene SMIM45). The coding region runs from base 281 to 487 and encodes 68 amino acids. NCBI's taxonomy places the organism in Eukaryota, Metazoa, Chordata, Mammalia, Eulipotyphla, Soricidae. The record is from RefSeq and is a predicted model, not a curated record. The transcript is spliced from 2 exons.